CACUUACCUUUCCCUUUUUUAGUUUAGAAAUUAGGAAUUAGGAAUAGCGAUUUACCCAACUGUUUCCCGCCAUGUUAAUAGCAAUAUCUAAUCCUAAAACCCUAUCCCCUUCCCAAAUACUCUACACUCCCAAAUUGAAAACCCUAAUUCCUGCCUCUAAUCAAUCCAAAUUCAAGCCUCCAAUCAACAAAAUUAUUCGCUGCAAAUUCAAUCGUGUGAUUGAAAUUGAAAGGGGUCUCCAUUUCGACACUGGAGAGACCUUUUUCCGACAUGAGAGUGCCACAGGCCGCGACCUCGGCGUCCUCGCUGCGUCACUCUACAAGCAAGUCAAGGGGAAUUUGCGCCUUCUCGAUGCAAUGUGCGGUUGUGGGAUUCGAUCCCUCCGCUAUCUCGUCGAGGCCGAUGCCGAUUUUGUUCUCGCCAACGACGCAAACGACAGCCACAGGAGGGUUGUUCUGCAGAAUUUAUCACAGGUAGAGAGAGGUUCUGGUGAUAAGAAGAGAUGGGCAGUCACGCAUUUUGAUGCCAAUCGGAUCUUGACCCACUGUUAUCUGCAAAGGGAUUUCUUUGAUUUUAUUGACAUUGAUUCCUUUGGGAGCGAUUCCUCCUACUUCUUUAGGUCUGCUUUUACUUCUUUGAAGCUUGAUGGGUUGAUCUAUGUAACAUCAACUGAUGGUUAUUCAUCCGGAGGCCACCGCCCUUAUCAUUCUCUAGCAGCAUAUGGAGCAUAUGUUCGUCCUAUGCCCUAUGCAAAUGAGAUUGGUUUGCGAGUCCUCAUAGGUGGAGCGGUCAGGGAGGCUUCUGUGCUGGGAUUUCAUGUUACACCGCUUUUUUCAUACUACUCCUACCACGGACCUGUUUUUAGGGUCUUGCUCCGUUUGAAUCGAGGGAAGCUGACUGAAAACAGGAAUUAUGGCUUCAUCUGCUACUGCACCCAGUGUGGAAACUCUCAGGCAAUUUCAUGGGACAAACUUGGUCAAAUCAUUUGCCCUUGCACUGAGGACACGGAUGCUGCAUCACUUGUUGUUUCGGGGCCCCUGUGGACAGGACCUCUUCACAGCCCUACUUACAUUAUGGAGAUGCUAAACUUGGCUCAGCAAUGGGGAUGGGUGGGCAAUGGUGCAGGCACAGAUCUAGAACAACUUUUGAAACUGAUGGUGGAUGAAAGUGAUCCCAGAUUACCAUUUGGAUAUAUCAAACUGGAUGAGGUGGCAAGUCGUGCAAAAGUAAAUUCUCCUCCUCUAAGAACCAUUAUGAGUGCCAUUCGCAAGGAGGGAUAUGUUGCUAGUAGGUCACACAUUGCCUCCAAUGCGAUCAAGACAAACUGUCCAAUGGCAAAAUGCAUCCAGAUCGCCAGGGAACUAGACUGCUGCUGAAAAGUUGAUUCCAAGUGCCGUUGGCUUUGGAUCAAAAUACUGGUUCUCUUCUGAAUUUGGAUUCUGGAUCAAUGGUUUUUCUACCCAAAUUAAGCACUUCAUUUUCUAUCAUUACCUUUUUUCAUAAAAAAAAAUAAUAAUAAGACAGAUUG
This is a messenger RNA of Rubroshorea leprosula, 1528 nucleotides long. NCBI's taxonomy places the organism in Eukaryota, Viridiplantae, Streptophyta, Magnoliopsida, Malvales, Dipterocarpaceae. The record is from the annotation of a GenBank genome assembly.